AUGGGCUCGACAAGUGUCCCAAAAGGAUGUGGUUCCAGCAUCAGCUCCAUAUAUUACAAUUUGUGUGACCUGACUGUCGUGUGGGGAGUCGUGGUGGAGGCUGUUGCUGCUGCUGGCGUGGUGACUUCCUUUGUUCUAUUUGUCAUCCUCAUGGGCUGUCUACCAUUUGUGACGGACAAGAAGAGAAAGGGUAUGGUGGCCCUGCAAGCCAGCAUUCUAGUUUUCAUUUUGGGACUUUUUGGCCUAACUUUUGCCUUCAUUGUGGGCCGGUACUCCACCAGCUGUGCUGCACGGAGAUUUCUCUUUGGGGUACUGUUCUCAGGCUGCCUAGCCUGCCUGGUGAUGCAUGGUUUGUGGCUUGCCCUGCUGCAGCGGCGAGGCCGGGGGCCCAGGAGCUGGAUGUUAUGCCUUGGAGCACUGGGUCUCUGGCUCGUCGAAGUUAUCAUCAACACUGAGUGGCUUAUUAUCACUGUGGUGAGGACCCCAUCUGGAGGUAUCACCAUCCCUGACCUGUCCUGCAGCUUUGCUAACAAGGACUUUGUGAUGUCACUGAUUUAUGUGAUGGUUCUGCUGCUUGCUGUGGUGUUGAUGGCUGUGCCUUCACUAACACACAAGCACAAGCAGUGGCGCAGAGAUGGAGCUUUUAUCCUGUUCACAGGCCUAAUAACCAUGGCUAUAUGGGUAUCUUGGAUUGUCAUGUACAUCUAUGGGAACGAAGUGGUUGGAAACCCCAGCUGGGACGAUCCUACUCUGUCCGUAGCUGUGGUGUCAAAUGCCUGGGUGUUCCUCUUCCUCUACACCAUCCCAGAAAUCUGCUUACUGACCCAGGAGGACCCAGACCAGGAGGAGCCCCAUGAUGGAGAUGUCUAUCCUGCCAGGAGCCUGGUUUAUGACAACAUACUUAAGGAACCAGAGAAUGUGUACAUGGAGAAUAAAGCCUUCUCUAUGGAUGAAUCUCCAACAGCUCCUCCAGAGCCCACAAAGCCAAUAUCUCCAUAUGGUGCUUAUAACGGUCAACUACGAAGUUGUGUAUACCAGCCCACUGAAUUAGCCCUGAUUGCCAAGGGUCUGACUAAGAUGGAGCAAGACACAAGGAUUCCUCGAGCCACACCACCAUCUUUUAACCUAGGAGGUGGCUCCCUGCCCUACUCAGGGGAGUCCUAA
Molecule: messenger RNA, 1164 nt
Organism: Scomber scombrus (Atlantic mackerel)
Lineage: Eukaryota; Metazoa; Chordata; Actinopteri; Scombriformes; Scombridae
Product: G-protein coupled receptor family C group 5 member C-like
Exons: 3
Coding region: 1-1164 (387 amino acids)
Biological process (GO): G protein-coupled receptor signaling pathway
Cellular component (GO): signaling receptor complex; plasma membrane; intracellular membrane-bounded organelle
Molecular function (GO): protein kinase activator activity; G protein-coupled receptor activity
Source: RefSeq, a predicted model, not a curated record